AUGGCGAUCCUACAUUCUCUCCUAAUGGCGACGAACUUCCGCAAUCCGUUCCUGCGCAACCUGAUCCCCAGCGUCGGACUGGCAUUCGGGAUCCAAGCCGCCGUCGCCGUGCCCUCGAUCCUCGGACAGACCGAACGCUUCUAUGACCUCUCAGGCUCCCUGACAUAUCUGUCCUGCACGGCCUUGAGCCUAUACCUACCCGCCAUGCGUGCCCGCGCCACAGCAGCAGUGGCUGGGGCCGCGAAGCCAGCCUGGCCGAGUCUGCUCAGUGCCUUCAACGGCACCGCCGGCCCAUACGGAUUUAACUGGCGCCAGGUCGUGCUCAGCGCCGCUGUCACCAUCUGGGCUGCGAGACUCGGAACAUUCCUCUUCCAACGCAUCCUAAAAGACGGCUCCGACUCCCGAUUCGAGACGAUCCGCACAUCCCUUCCAAAAUUUCUCGGCGCCUUCUUCGCCCAAGCAGUCUGGGUCUCCCUAUGCCUCCUCCCCGUGCUAUCGAUCAACUCCCUCGCGCCCUCGACCUUCACCGCGCUUGGCUCGCUCGUCUCACUGACCGACAUCCUCGGCGUGGCACUGUACCUAGGCGGCCUAGGCUUCGAAGCGACGGCCGACCGCCAGAAAAGCGCAUGGAGCCGCGAGAAGAAGGAGAAGAAGCACGACGAGGACUUUCUGACGCGCGGCCUGUGGAGCAAAUCCCGACAUCCGAACUACUUCGGCGAGAGUACGCUGUGGACCGGCAUUGCGACGUUGGCGGGCGGCGUGCUGGCCAGUAAGGCUGGCGUCGCGGGCAUGGGCUUCUCGAGCGUAGGCAGCGGAUUGUUGACUGGGAAGAUCGUGGCGCUGUUGGCCGCCGGUGUGAGCCCGGCGUUUGUCACGUUUCUGCUCUUCAAGGUCUCGGGCAUUCCACUCAGCGAGAAGAAAUAUGAUAAGAAGUUUGGCGAUCGUGAGGAUUAUCAGCGCUGGAAGAGGGAGACGCCUAUGUUCUUUCCUAAGUUCUGA
Molecule: messenger RNA, 999 nt
Organism: Exophiala bonariae
Lineage: Eukaryota; Fungi; Ascomycota; Eurotiomycetes; Chaetothyriales; Herpotrichiellaceae
Exons: 2
Coding region: 1-999 (332 amino acids)
Cellular component (GO): membrane
Source: RefSeq, a predicted model, not a curated record